AUGGUGACAAUUGAUGAUUCCAAAGUACCUAACUUUAUUGUGAUUGGUGCCGGUGGAGUUGGUGUAAUCACAGCCUUAUCUUUGUGUAUUCGUAGCAAGAGCAAUGUGUCGCUGGUCGUAAGGUCAGAUUACGAUCACGUCAGGGAGUUUGGUUACCAAAUCGAGUCGUGCGAUUACGGUAGUUUCACCAAUUGGAGACCAGAUCAUCUUUACAGGAAGGUGGAAGACGCUUCGAAGAGCGGAACGUUCUUUGAUUACGUGGUUGUUACAACCAAAAAUAUACCCGAUGGUCCAGUAAGUUCCCGUGUUCCUGUAAUAAUAAAACCGGUUAUGGAAAGCAACCACUAUUUGAAUGCCAAAAGGCCCACAAAUGUCUGUUUGAUUCAAAAUGGAAUUGAUAUAGAAAAUGACAUAUUGGAGGCGUUUGACAAGAAUCUCUACAAUCUAUCACUUCUAUCUGGGAUUCAAUUAAUCGGAUCAACGAAAACAGGUGAAGGUAUCAUAAGCCAAGUAGGCCAAGAUCAUCUGUCUGUUGGUGCUUUUGACCAUGAUGACUCUCACGCAGUAGCAGCAGCACAUGCUUUUGUCGACAUGUACAAUAAUAGCGGUCACAAUAUUGUUAAUUACGAUCCAAAUGUCAGAUAUUCAAGGUGGAGAAAGUUAUUGUACAAUGCUGCAAUUAACACAACCACAGCACUCGUUGGCUUAGAUGUGCCUCGCUGUUUAGAAUUUGCAAAGGAUAAGAAAAGUACUGAGGAACAGAUUUUCUUACCAGCAAUGAAAGAGAUCAUUGCGUUAGCCAAGAGUGAAAAUAUCGAACUAGAGGAAGAAUAUGCGCAUCAUUUUGUAAACUUUUCGAGAGAUAUCAUGUUCAAGCCUUCAAUGUGUAUCGAUUGUGAGAAGGGUCAACUAAUGGAAUUAGAAGUCAUACUUGGCAACCCAUUAAAAAUAGCUGAACGUAAUGGUGUAUCCACACCUGUCUUAUCGAUUCUUUACAACUUACUGUUCCUCACUCAGAGCAGUUUAAAGGAAAAAAAUGGCCUACUGAAGUUUGAUGAGUCAAAAGCCAGAAUUGUUUAA
Molecule: messenger RNA, 1080 nt
Organism: Zygotorulaspora mrakii
Lineage: Eukaryota; Fungi; Ascomycota; Saccharomycetes; Saccharomycetales; Saccharomycetaceae
Exons: 1
Coding region: 1-1080 (359 amino acids)
Cellular component (GO): cytoplasm
Molecular function (GO): oxidoreductase activity
Source: RefSeq, a predicted model, not a curated record